AUGUCAUUCCCGCAAAUAACUUCUUCUAUCUCUUCCAUCACUACUUCUUUACCAACACCGAUCUCAUCAUCAUCAUCUACUGUAUCAUCAUCAUCACCUUCUAAUAAUAAAUUAGUAUGUUCAAUAAGUUGUUAUAUAACAAUUGCAAUAAUUUUGGUUUUAUUAAUCGUUUGUUUAAUAUUAUUAAGAUUAUCAUAUAUUUAUUUACAUAAAAGAAGAAGAACUUCUAUUGUUGAUAUAGAAAGUAAUAAUAAUAAUAAUAAUAAUAAUAAUAAUAUUGAUGAUGAUGAUUAUGAUGAUAAUAAUAAUAAUAAUCAAAUAUUAUCUACGACAAGAUUGAAUAGUUUCGAGAUGUUUGAUACAAGUGAUACAUUGAUUAUACCACAAAAUGCCUUGAUUAGGAAUCGUCAUACCAUAUCAGUUAGGACUCAUACUAAUAAUACUUCAAGUAAUAAUCUUCAUUAUAGUUUAUUAAAAAGAGCAAAAACAACUUUAUCAAAUAUAAAUAUUAUUAUUCAUAAUAAUAAUAAUACUAAAUUAAGAAAUGAUUUCUUAAAAAAUUUUUUAUUAGAUAAAAAUAAUAAUAAUAAUAAUAAUAAUAAUAAUAAUAUUGAAAUUUUAGUAGAUAAAUUUCCUUUACCUCCUCCUCUUUCUUCUAAUCCUGUUGAUAAUAAUAAUAAAAAUGAUGAUGUUGAUUAUAUACUUGAUGAAAAUAUUAAAAAAUUUAAUAAACCUUGGGAAUUUGCUCCUGAAGUGGCUUCAAAAGAAAUGAAUACUAUUAAAGUGAUGAAUGGUGGUAGGAUCAUUGAUAUUAAUCCUAAAUCUUGGAGUAGCGUAGUAAAAGAUGCUUGUGUACAAUCAAAUUAUCCUUUUUAUGUUCCUUUACCACGAAAUAAUAAUGUUGAAGGAGAAACCAUAAAGAAUGAUGAAAAAGUUGACGAUUUAACCGAUGAGAAAGUCGAUGAUUUAAUCGAUGAGAAAAUUGAUGAUGUAAUCGAUAAGAAGAAAAUCGGAGAAUCUAUUAGUGAUAAAAUUAAAAAACAACUUCAAAAAAAGAAACGUUUACAACAAUUAAUUACACGUAAAAGUUCAAAGAUUGAAGAAACAAUAGAAGAAUAUAAAGAUGGUGAAGGUUUUAAUUAUUUUGAAAUUACUAUAUUGGAAAAAGAAGAUCCGAAUACGAAUAUUGUGAUUGGUGUCGCAACAAAACCUUUUCCUUGUUAUAGAUUGCCAGGUCAUACUGAAUAUUCAAUAGGUUAUCAUUCAAAUAACGGUCAAGUUUAUCAAAAUUCAAUGUAUAAUGGAUGGGAAUAUGGUCCAUCAUGGAAUAAUAUUCAUACUACUAUAGGUUGUGGUUAUAAACCACUUUCUGGUGAAAUUUAUUUUACGUUUAAUGGUUUCAUCUUGGGUACUUUAUUCACUACUGAAGUUGAAUAUGAUGCUUUAAAUGAAAAAAGAUAUUAUUUAUUCCCUUCUAUUGGUGCUAACGGUAAAUGUAAAAUCAGAGUUAAUUUCGGUGAAGAAAAAUUCGUUUAUAUAAACGAAGAAAAAUUAUUAAAGAAUAUUGAAAAAAGUAAUAAAAGUAAUGAGAAUAAUGAGAAUAAUGAAAGUAAUGAGAAUAAUGAGAAUAAUGAGAGUAAUGAGAGUCAUGAGAGUAACGAGAGUAAUGAAAGUAAUGAGAAUAAUGAGAGUAAUGAGAGUAAUGAAAGCAUUAAAAGUGAAAAUGAAAGUGUGAAUGGGAGUGAAAGUGAAAGUGAAAGUAAUUAUAGCGAUGAUGAAAAUAUAAUUUAUAUUAAAAAUUCAGUAAAUAAUGAUAAUAAUCCAUUAGGAAAAUGGAAAGAUGUUAGGUUAGAAAUAAAUGAAAAAGAAAGAGUUUGGUGGAACACUACUACUAAUGCUAUCGCAUCAUAG
Messenger RNA from Rhizophagus irregularis DAOM 181602=DAOM 197198, 1911 nucleotides. RefSeq lists its product as uncharacterized. The record is from RefSeq and is a predicted model, not a curated record. NCBI's taxonomy places the organism in Eukaryota, Fungi, Glomeromycota, Glomeromycetes, Glomerales, Glomeraceae. Gene Ontology annotation, molecular function: protein binding.